Messenger RNA from Symsagittifera roscoffensis, 1289 nucleotides. RefSeq lists its product as uncharacterized. Lineage: Eukaryota; Metazoa; Xenacoelomorpha; Acoela; Convolutidae. The transcript has 4 exons. Bases 275 to 1243 code for a protein of 322 amino acids. Gene Ontology annotation, cellular component: membrane. The record is from RefSeq and is a predicted model, not a curated record.
UAAUUGUUUGUUCGUGAAUUGAAAACUAAAAUUAACUCUGGUAAAAAUGCGACUUGUUAAUCUGAGUCGUUCUAAAUGAAGCUAUCGGUCACCUGCUUCGAGAGAAGCUUUAGAAAGCUAAGCAAUCAUUGAACCUUUUCCUUAUCUGGUGAAAUUCGUCUUAAAUUUCAUUAGAACCUUCUUUCUUCUCAAAAGCGAAGCAAGCGCAUUAAACAAAGAAUCAGCUUUAGUUUGUGAUCUCAAACUUUAUUUCUUUAUUUUACCAUAAAGAACUAUGAUUCGAUCAAACUUAAUUGGAAUAUGCUACGGACUGGGAAAUGCUUUUUGUCUGGCUCUGACUGGGUUUCUUGCUAAACAAAUCAAUGGCUACAACCCUUUGACCCUUAUGGUUAGUUCUGGUUUGUGGUCAGUGGUGUUUUUGACACUUCUGAAUGACGAGAAGUCAGUCUGGAUCAACGUCGGCAGGAUCCGAGAGAAGGGUCACGUGAUGUCUUUUGUGGCUUCUGUCUGUUUCAUGCCUCUGGCAGCUUUCUUUUUGUUCAUUGCUCUUAAUUUCAUCGAGUAUGCAGAUGCUAUGACCAUUACACAGUCCAGUAUUGUAUGUUCAAGCAUCCUUGCUUUUAUCGUGCUGAGGGAACCUUUGAAAGCCGUCGACAUUUUCUGCAUCUCAAUGGCUUUGGCAGGAGUGUUCCUCAUCACACGACCUCUCUUCAUUUUCGAACACUUCGGAGUGGAAAAGAGUUCACACUACCCCGUGAGAGAGAUAGGGGCUGUGUUGUCCGCUCUGACUGCAUUCUGUAUUGCGGUGUUCGCUGUCGGACGAAGAUGCGUAGUUUAUAUUGAUUCAUUGUUUCUUUCUACCUGUCAAGGUUACAUCACACUUCUUGUGGGCUGUCUUGGUGCUCUCAUUCUUCUCCACUUGACUGGCAAACCAGUCCUGCCCCACUGCACUGCCCAAGACAGGUUUGUCAUCAUGGCUGCUGGAUUUGUUCACGCCACUUGUUUCCUCUGCAACAUCCAAGUAUUCAAAUAUCUCAGUGUGGUCCAUUCUACAACAGUGAAGACAUCAGUAUCCGCCUUUUCCUACGCUCUUCAGUGUAUAUUUUCAGUGGAGCCAUUCUCGUGUUUGUCAAUCAGUGGCUGCUGCUUAAUCUUGGCCAGUGUUUUUCUGAAGUCUUACGCCAGUUUCACUUUGAAGGACUUCACCAAAAUAUUUUCGAAGGGAAACCAGAACCUUGUUUAGAGAUGAUAAAAUAGUUUUAAGCCCAUCUGAUUAUUUUAGUUUUUGC